This is a messenger RNA of Hippopotamus amphibius kiboko, 419 nucleotides long. RefSeq names its product LYR motif containing 7 (gene LYRM7). The transcript has 5 exons. The record is from RefSeq and is a predicted model, not a curated record. Gene Ontology annotation, biological process: mitochondrial respiratory chain complex III assembly. Lineage: Eukaryota; Metazoa; Chordata; Mammalia; Artiodactyla; Hippopotamidae. The coding region runs from base 50 to 364 and encodes 104 amino acids.
GCGGUGCGACUCCACCGCUGGAGAAGUAGCCGCAGCGGUGAGGAGAGCCAUGGGUCAGGCGGCCAAGGUUUUACAGCUCUUUAAAAUACUGCACAGGACCAGACAACAAGUUUUUAAAAAUGAUGCUAGGGCAUUAGAAGCAGCCAGAAUAAAGAUAAAUGAAGAAUUCAAAUGUAAUAAAAGUGAAACUUCUCCUAAGAAAAUAGAAGAGCUAAUAAAAAUAGGUUCCGAUGUUGAAUUGAUGCUCAGAACAUCUGUUAUACAAGGUAUUCACACAGACCACAAUACGCUGAAAUUGGUCCCCAGGAAAGACCUUCUUAUAGAAAAUGUGCCAUAUUGUGAUGCACCAACUCAGAAGCAAUGAAUUUUUGUAGAAUAAAAUUGUCUUUGUCAUUUUUAAUUUUAAAAUAUAUAACUCU